AGCCAUGGAGUGAUUUUGCUGUUCUGAAUGGGGGAAAGAUUAAUAGUGACAUUUGGAAGGAUUUGCAUGCAGCCACAGUUAACCCAGACCCCAGUUUAAAAGAGUUUGAAGGAGCAACACUACGCUAUGCAUCUUUGAAACUCAGAAACACCCCACAUGCUGAUGAUGACGAUUCUUGUAGUAUCAACAGUGAUCCCGAAGCCAAGUGUUUUGCUGUGCGCUCUCUGGGGUGGGUAGAAAUGGCAGAAGAGGACCUCGCCCCUGGUAAAAGUAGUGUUGCUGUCAACAACUGCAUCAGGCAGCUUUCUUACUGCAAAAACGACAUCAGAGACACAGUCGGCAUUUGGGGAGAGGGCAAGGACAUGUACCUGAUCCUGGAGAACGACACGCUCAGCCUGGUGGACCCCAUGGACCGCUCGGUGCUGCACUCCCAGCCCAUCGUGAGCAUCCGCGUGUGGGGCGUGGGCCGCGACAAUGGCCGGGAUUUUGCUUAUGUAGCAAGAGACAAAGAUACAAGAAUUUUGAAAUGUCAUGUAUUUCGAUGUGACACGCCAGCAAAAGCCAUUGCCACAAGUCUCCACGAAAUCUGUUCCAAGAUUAUGGCCGAACGGAAGAAUGCCAAAGCUCUGGCCUGUAGUUCCUUACAGGAAAGGACCAACGUGAAUCUCGACGUUCCUUUACAAGUAGAUUUUCCAACACCAAAGACUGAGCUGGUCCAGAAGUUCCAUGUGCAGUACUUGGGCAUGUUACCUGUAGACAAGCCAGUCGGAAUGGACACCCUGAACAGUGCCAUAGAAAGUCUUAUGACCUCAUCCAGCAAGGAGGAUUGGCUGUCAGUGAACAUGAAUGUGGCCGAUGCGACUGUGACUGUCAUCAGUGAAAAGGAUGAAGAGGAAAUCUUAGUGGAGUGUCGUGUGCGAUUCCUGUCCUUCAUGGGUGUUGGGAAGGAUGUCCACACAUUUGCCUUCAUCAUGGACACUGGGAACCAGCACUUUGAGUGCCACGUUUUCUGGUGCGAGCCUAACGCCGGGAACGUGUCCGAGGCAGUGCAGGCCGCCUGCAUGUUGCGAUAUCAGAAGUGCUUGGUGGCCAGGCCACCUUCACAGAAAGUUCGACCACCUCCUCCGCCAGCAGACUCAAUGACCAGAAGAGUCACAACCAAUGUAAAACGAGGGGUCUUAUCCCUCAUUGACACUUUGAAACAGAAACGCCCUGUCACAGAAACGCCGUAGCUGCACAUGUUAAAGGAUUCUGUGAUACACUUACCCGAAGAUUGAAUAGCUGCACUAAAGAAAAUGAACUGAUAUCUGGCCUUCCGUUCAGUUGCUGAUGCUUUGUCUUCAGAGAAUUUAUCCGUAAGCAAACAGUGUUAGACAAGCAUGUUCUCGCGUCUUGCCACCAUCAUGUGAUAUGAAAAGAAGCAUGAAUAAUUUUUUUUACUAUCAGUAAGUUACAUCAUGAGCAGUGGAAGGUCCUUUUCUUAUUGUAAAUAUCGUGAACAUUACUUAACUUCACACACACACACACACACACACAGAGCGAGAGAGAGAAGAAUGCGGCCACACCCCUCCUAGUGACUAAUGCUGCGUCCUUGGAGUGAAUGAUGCCUGAGUUAGUUUCACUGUCUUCUUGACUGGAUCUGUCACAAGCAACCUUUAAAUCCUACAGCACUUUGCCCUAUUUUCAACAUUGGAGUAGAUACUGUAUAGCAGAUACCCUUGAAUUGCUGUAAAAAUAGGAUGAUGAGUUUUUGUUUCAGUUUUACAUAAAAUUGAACCUGUUGGUUGACAAAAUUGGCUGUUGGCAUCAGAAUAGAAACCAACUGGCAGCUUUCCUUGAUGAGCUCUUUGACACAUGGACACCAUUUCAUGUCUACAGCUGUUUGUGGGAUGUUGGAAAAAAGUAAAACUUCAAAAUUGAUGAAAAACUAAAUUUGAGGAAUUAAAAUUGAACAAAAAAUAGCCUUUUCAGAUGGCUUUAAAACUGAUUAUUUUUAAAAAGAGAUUGACAAAACCAUAAUGCAUUUGGGGUAGGACAUAUUUCAAACUUCUGCCUUAUAUUGUACAAUACAUCCAGAGAAUUAUAGUUCACUAUGGCCAUUCUCUAUAUAAACUUUAAAAUGAAAUAUUCCUCGUAAGCCUUUCAUCCUUAGUUUGAUAAUUAGCCAAUAUGCAAUUUGAAGUUGAGCAAAUGUAAUUUAUAUUUCUAUCAUACGUGAUUAUUUUAUAUCUCUACCAAUACGUUAUUUUGUUAGUCCACAUUCUAGAAUUCUGCAUCUAGCUCAAUUUCACUCUAAUGCUUUUUGCCCAGAAAGCUGUCUGUCCAUCAUGUAUUGUCCAUGGCAACAAAUUACAUUAGGUUGAACUUUUCUUGAGUUCAUGUAUUUAAUAUUACAAUUUUUUGGACUCAACUAGAUAUAUUUUAAAUUUCAUUUUUUUCCGUUUUAUUUUCAAGAUUUAAAAAUUUUCACGUCAGAGCAAAAUAUACAUAGGAGUAAUGGACUGUCUAACAAGUUUCCCCCAAAUAGCAUUUCUUCUUUAUGUAGAUAAGAAAGUUGCUAUAAAGAUACACAAAUUUAGACUCUUGUUGACAUUGUCGUUUUAAAAGGAAGUUGCUAAGGAGUUCAGUCUCAAUAUCAGUCUUGUUUACUUUGUAAUGUCAAAAUUAACGUUUACAACGUCCAGUUAUAAAAAUUAUGCUUUAUGUUUAUACACUGCUGUGUACUUGUUUCCACAUUCUUAUCACAUCUGAGCCUUAUAAGGUAGAGAAGGUACUAAACACACUUGUGAAAUAAAAAUAGGAAGUACCAAGAGGCUAAACCAACAGGCCUAACUAAGCUCUCACCAAAGGUCAUGAGAGAACCAGGACCCAUUAUCUAGGACCCAUGUCUCCCAACUCCUACUUCUUACAAUGUUUUGCUGCCUCCACAUCAGGAAGAGCCUUUCCAAAAUGACUCUGGGUGUAUACAAAGAAGAGCAGGUAUGGAGAUACUGUCAGGUAAUCUUAGAAUUCCCUAUGUAAGUAGGGAAAUACGUCCAAAUUACUGAUGCAGUGGUAUUAAUUAUAAAACUAUUGCCCUCUCCAAGUCCAGGACUGUUUUCCUGGAGUGUGCCUCAAGUGUGUUGUAAAGGAUGGGAUUCUGCAUUCAGUGCAGCCUGCUCAAUCUAUGAGAUUUUCCAGAAGUGGUGUUACUUGUAGUAGACGUAUUCCUAACUCGUGGUACUUGGCCACCAGAGAACAAGAUGGAAUGAGUAGGUGGCUUCCUACCUGCCGUUCCCUCUCAGAAUUCACGGGGCUGGAACUGUUUGCUAGCAUCCUGGUGUUAUGACAAAAAUGAUGCUUCUGUAGAAAUGCAUUGUACUUCUAACCAACUUACGUACUAUCUGAAGUAACCAGUGCCAUCAUAAGAAAUUAUUCCAUUAAGAAAAUCCUUACUGUGCCCUUAGAAAAGCUGUUCAGAACUCAGUUAUGAUGAUCUUUCAUCUUGAUCUCCACCAUGAAAUGUUUUAGUAUGAUAAACUUCAAAAUUCUAAACAGGUAAUCCACUUUUAUACUGGAAAUCUCCACCAGAACCCACGUUCAUUUUUUAAGGCAUACAUCUGUUUGUUUUCAGGAUCAAGAAUACUGAGCUAGCUUUAAGUAGCAAACUGAUUUAUAUAUGCAAUUAUAGGCUGCAUUAAGAUGAAUGAUAGCCUUUACAUAUUGAAAACUUUACUACAGAUAUUUUGUUUUGAAAAUAGCUUUGCAUACGAAAUGCAAAUAAUUUUGUAAAGAUUAUGUUAAACAGUAUGUUCAGACACUUUCUGCCAUGGCCAAAAAGUAUGUAUGAAAGUUUGUGUAUGUUUGUCUGUGGAAGGAUGCCAAUGUUUUACCUGAUAUCUUAGUGACCCUUAAGUUAUCUAUGCAUUCUUUAUAUCUGUGAUUCGGUAAACAGGCAGCCGUGUUCACUAUGCCUUGUAUGUCAUCAUUUUUUUAAUUAACUUGUUAAAUACAGCUUAAAAUAUUUUUAUUUUAUUUAUUCUAUUUUUACUGAAAUAUACUGCAUUAUUGUGUUAAUGUAUUAUCUUUACUGGAUAUUAUCUCACAAUGUAUCCAUGUCUAAGUAAUCUCAGUGAACUAUACAUUGCCUAAAAGGUGAUUUUGUAAUGAUUUUUAGUCACAUUUCUAUUGGAAUAUGUAGAAGAAAAGGCAAAAUGCUUGAAGUUCCUUUUAUUUUUUAAAAGCAGCUAGAUAGACGCAGACUUGCCACCUCAUAUAUGUGCUCCCUGGUGGCUUCAAGGGGAACAGCCAACACGCCUGUGGCUAAACACUUUACUUUGCAGACUAAAGCACUGCUCGGUGCUUCGUUUUUAUAUCCUUCACAACACAUGUGAUUUCAUCUAAGAUAUAUAUGUCUACAUGCCCUUCGUUUCCACCUGGAUGUAAGAGCACCCAUAGCUAAUUAGGACCAUUGUUUUUUGUUUGUCUUUAUUGCAUGAAGGGAUAUUAGACCCAUUUUCAUUAAAAUAAGUUCUUGGUAAUAAACUGUUGGCAUUGCUACCUUUUUUAAAUCCACUUUGAUUUUAAGAUGGACACUUGUAAGACUACUCCACACAAGGCCAUUGACUAAACCCCGAAGCUUCCUCCUUUUUCUUGUAUGGCGCACUCAUCUCGUAAGCAUUGCGGUGCAAACUCAAGAUUUCAUCAACAACAUAAAAAACACUUCCCUAACUGAUAUUAGCACAAUUUAAUAAAAUCAUUAGCUGUCCAGUUUGCCCAGCUUAACCUAAUACAUGUCUAGCAUGUGUUAUACAGCCAGUAAAAUGAAGUUUAAUUUAUUUCUGCUUCAGGGCAAAGAUACUCGCUCACGCUGUGUCAGUGAGAGCAUCCCCUGGCACCCAGAGCAGCCUGUUUACCCUGGAAGAACACUUUGUUUUCCUUUUCACCCCUUUUGCUGUUGACCACUUUUACACAUUUAAAUGUAAUAUGUUGUGAGAAUAAAUUUAGCUGCAUAAAAUG
Messenger RNA from Galeopterus variegatus (Sunda flying lemur), 4998 nucleotides. It is a transcript of the gene APBB2, whose product is annotated as amyloid beta (A4) precursor protein-binding, family B, member 2. NCBI's taxonomy places the organism in Eukaryota, Metazoa, Chordata, Mammalia, Dermoptera, Cynocephalidae. Gene Ontology annotation, molecular function: transcription factor binding; amyloid-beta binding. The transcript is spliced from 11 exons. The record is from RefSeq and is a predicted model, not a curated record. Gene Ontology annotation, cellular component: cytoplasm; nucleus. Bases 240 to 1232 code for a protein of 330 amino acids. Gene Ontology annotation, biological process: regulation of DNA-templated transcription.